Molecule: messenger RNA, 180 nt
Organism: Sphenostylis stenocarpa
Lineage: Eukaryota; Viridiplantae; Streptophyta; Magnoliopsida; Fabales; Fabaceae
Source: the annotation of a GenBank genome assembly
AUGAAGAACUUUGAUACCAUAUCAGAGAUCAUGCUUUCCACAAAAAAUACGUGGCUUGAAGCAUCCAUUGCAGAUUCAAGCAUGAAGAAAAUAGUGAACAAUAAUACUAAAGGCACACAAAAAAGUGUGGUGGAAGCUUCAGCACAAAAAAAGGGGUCUCUGAACUUGAACUUUCGCUGA